This is a messenger RNA of Gavia stellata (red-throated loon), 1160 nucleotides long. It is a transcript of the gene C13H15orf40, whose product is annotated as chromosome 13 C15orf40 homolog. The transcript is spliced from 4 exons. Gene Ontology annotation, cellular component: cytoplasm. The record is from RefSeq and is a predicted model, not a curated record. Lineage: Eukaryota; Metazoa; Chordata; Aves; Gaviiformes; Gaviidae. The coding region runs from base 1 to 423 and encodes 140 amino acids.
AUGCUGGCCCUCGCCGGCUUCCGUCGGCUGCUGGCGGCGCCGGUGCGGAGCGGUGGCGGGGCCAUGCCCCGGAAGGGGAAAGGAGCUGGGAAGGAGCCCACGGAAGCGGGCGCCGCUACGGGACCGGUGGUGGUAGCGGGCGACGGCUGUGUGAGGGUGGCGGUUCGUGCCAAGCCCGGCUCCCGGUGCAGCGCCGUCACAGAUGUGACAGCUGAGGCGGUAGGUGUAGCUAUUGCUGCACCUCCAUCAGAAGGGGAGGCAAAUGCAGAGCUGUGUCGCUACCUCUCUAAGGUGCUAGAAGUGAAGAAGAGUGAAGUUAUUUUAGAGAAGGGUGGUAAAUCACGUGAAAAAGUGGUGAAGAUUUUGGUAUCGAUGACACCAGAUGAGAUUUUAGAAAAACUGAAAAAAGAAGCUUCCAGUUGACCUUAAACAAGAGCGGGAAAUGGGACAAUUCAUCUUGGUAAAUGGACUGAUACUCUUUCUUAUGUAAAUCUAGUUGAGAAUGUGGGUAAUGCCUAGGGAAAGAUACUUCUAACCCCUGCACCCCUUGUUAAUGUAGCUGCUGUAUAUUUGAAGUCUUUGUGUUAAGUUUGGUUAGAAAAACUUGUCUUUACUGAGGCUCCAUAUCUGCUUCUGUCACUAGAGACUUUUUUCCCCUGUGGAGAGUUUCCUGUGGUAAGAUUUGUCCUCUUUCCUGGUCCCUAAACAAAUGGUUUAGAAAACUUGUUUCUUAGUGAAACAAACUUUGCUUAACAAAGUGAAGGCCUUGGAGCGAUAGGCUUCAAUGUAAAAAGUGGUACAAAAGGAUGAGUCUGUCUGGAUGGUAAAGACCCUAGAAGAAUGUUCUUUUCAAUAUGUAGCAGGAGGUACUGGGUGCAGUUUUGCACUAGGUGCACAGAUGUAUGUCUAAAAUGUGUUUGAAGCCAAUAUACUGUUGUUGAUCACACAGGCAAGCUAAAAGCAGAAUCACCUGAACAACUGAAACAAAAACAGAAGUUGGCAGUAUGAAAAACUGACCCAGAACCUAGUAACUGCAUACAUAGUGUCACUUUGUAAUAGUCUGUAAUUAGUUUCCUGAAAAGUAGAGAUACAAUUGUGUAUCUUUGCCAAAUGUAUGUCAAGUGUAAUGACUGUUUUUAAUAAAAGGGACAAAAAGUAUU